AUGUUUGAUAAAUCGAAUGAUUGCUAUAAAUUUGUUUCACCAAGGGUACGCCAUCAAACUUUUUAUAAUUACUCAAUUCCUGCAGGAAAAAUCUUAUGCAGUUCCUAUAGCACUGUUGUUGCAGCCAAUACAUCAAUACAAGUAGAUUAUUACUACAACACAAUGUAUGACUCAGAACCCAGUCAUUAUGAUAAUCCAUUUGCCAUUCUUGAAACAGACAAUCAGCAAUAUUAUCAACUUGCAAAAAUCUAUGCUAAAAAUUCAUCAGAACCAUUCUUCAUACAGUUGGUAUUAAUAACAACUUCUUUAAAAGAAUCAACUCAUAUCUUCUAUUCAAUGUUCAAUACUCAUCUCUAUUUAUGCAAGAAAUUCGUUUCUCACCAGAUAGUAGUUCCAGAAAAGAAGAUAAACUUCACAACACGUAUGAAUAUUGUAACAUUUAAUGGACGGGGUAGUUCUGCACCGACAACAAUAAUGGAUUGGGCUAGAGGAUCACAAAUAUCAGAAAAUGUUAUUAGAAAAGAAUAUGCAUCUCUUAUCUAUGAACAAAAAAUAAAUGAAGUUGAAAGCAUUUUCGACAAAGAAAAAUUGUAUAUGAUGCCAUAUAAGCGUGGCGUGUAUACUAAAGCUGAAGUUGAAGAAUUCACUAAAUUAAAUGAACCAAUAUUUAACAUAACAGAGUUUGAUCCCUAUGAUUUAUCAGAAGAUACAAAAGAAUGUAUAGUAAAUGAAAUAUGGAAUCCGAAAUUUGCUAAUAGAGAUAGUGGAUUAAAGUACACAGAUUCAAAAGUAUUCACCAUCAAACCAGGAGAUUGCCAAUGCUUAUAUGGCAAUUUUGUAUUAGAUAGCAAAGAUGAUUUCAUAGCAACUAUCGAAUACAAUGAUACAAUGCAUUAUUCUGCAUAUGAUUUGCAUGUCAGGCCUAAUAGAAUUAUCAAAAAAUAUGAAAAUCCAUUUAGUUUGACAACAGAAAAACCUGAUGAAAGAUUAAGCAAUUUAAUAAAACUAGAGUGUAAAUCAAAGACCGAAUCAUGUAAAAUACAAGCUAUUGGCGUUUUACCUCCUCUUCAAAAGAGAUUCUUCUUAACACCAAUGAUAUUAGAAUCAAUAUUUACAACAAAUAUUAGUUUCUCAAUUGAAAAAGAAAUCAUAAUAAAUCAAGAAGAAAUUCAAAUGUUUUCAAUCACAAUUCAUAACAAAAAGAAAUUUAAUGUUAAAGUUAGUAGUAACAAUGAUAAAAUUAACAACUAUUUUGCAGCAUCAGAUUCGAAUUCAUCAAAUGAAACUUCUUUUAAUACAAUUACUAUUUAUCCUAGUUAUGAUAUGCACAAAUUCAUUCUUGAAGAAGAAAACUUUUCCAAUUUCCAACUCACUGCAAAAGUUAAAGUUGAAGUUUCACCAGUUGCCGAAUCAUCAGAAGAAAAUACUGAUCAACAAGAUGAAAUCUUUGAAGAAAAUUUGUUUUUAAGAUUGCCAACAACUGGAGGAGGAACAACAAAACAAGAUGUUAUUGAAUACAACAAGAAAGAAGAAGAGUUAGAGAGAGGACAUGGAAAGUUAAUUCUUCUCAUAUCAAUUGCUAUUACAACAGUUCUUGCAAUAGCAAUUAUUAUUUAUGUUGUGAUUGUUGCGUAUCGUGAAAAGAAGAAGAAUAAAGAUAAAGAAGAAAUGAAAGAAGUUGUAGUAACUGAUGAUGAAAAUGAGAAAGAAAAUCAAGAAAACAAAGAUGAACAAUCUGGAAAAUCAAAUAAUUCAAGCGAAGAAUCGAAAGAAAAGAAAGAAAAAUCAGAUGAUGCAUCAUAUUCAUCAAAGUCAAGUAAAGAAAAAUCAAAAGAAAGCAAAGAUGAUAAAGAAGGAAAUGAAGAAGAAGAUAAAUCAGAGGAUAUGUCGAAAGAAAAUAAAGAUGAUAAAGAAGGAAAAUUGGAUGAUAAAUCGAAAGAAAAUGAUAAUUCAGACCAUUAUAGUUAUUCAUAUUCAACCAAGAACAGAAAUCAAGCAGAUGAUAUGUCAGAUGAUGAAACAGGAAAUUAUUCAUAUGAAUCUUCUAAAGCAUCAAGUAAAAGUUCUAAAGGAAGAAGACAAAGAAAUGAAGAAAAGAUGAAAAAUGAUGUUUCGGAUUCUAAUUCCGAAGAAAAAAGUUACUCUUACUCAUACUCCAAAUCAUAUUCUAAGUCAAAUAGUAAUUCUGUAUCAUAUACGAGUAUUUUCUAA
Trichomonas vaginalis G3 is the source of this 2211-nucleotide messenger RNA. RefSeq names its product glycoprotein 38 family. Bases 1 to 2211 code for a protein of 736 amino acids. NCBI's taxonomy places the organism in Eukaryota, Parabasalia, Trichomonadida, Trichomonadidae. The record is from RefSeq and is a predicted model, not a curated record. The transcript has a single exon. Gene Ontology annotation, molecular function: RNA binding.